AUGCCACAACCUACAGCAAAUUGGAGUGCAACAGUUGGUAACCGAUUGAUAUUCGAACAUCAACAACUACAUAAUGAGGCACAACAGACAAAUGUGCAAAUUACUAUUGAUCGCCUCAAUAAUGGACAACGAACUGCUUAUAACGCAAUCACUUCUUCAGUCUUUGAAAGUAAAGGGACUAUUUUCUUUUUGAAUGGCGGUGCUGGAACGGGGAAAACAUUUUUGUACAAUACGAUUGCAUUAAAAUGUCGCAGCCUUGGCCAUAUUGUUGUUGCCGUGGCUUCAUCUGGAAUUGCAUCAUUGCUAUUAGUAGGAGGUCGCACUGCACAUUCAACAUUUUCCAUUCCAUUGGAUGUCUUGGAAAAUUCAGUUUGUGGGUUUAGCAAGCAAUCAUUACAGGCUGAAUUGUUUAGAGAAACAAAACUCAUAAUUUGGGAUGAAGUUCCUAUGCAACAUAGACAUUGUGUUGAGGCAGUUGAUCGCACACUUCGAGAUAUUUGUGAUUGUGAAAAGCCAUUUGGGGAUUUGAAUAUGCGCUUGAAUCAUGCAAACCUUGGAAAUGCUAUUUUUGCAAAAUUCUUGACGGAGGUUGGAAUCAAUUUGCAAGAAAUCAUUAAAAUUCCAUCAACAAUACACAGAUGCCAGAAUCUAAAGGAAUUACUCUCAGCAGUUUAUCCACAAUUGGAUGUGGCAGAUACAUCAACCCCAUCAUUUUUAAUGGAACGUACAAUUCUUUCUGCACGAAAUGAUGAUGUCAGUGCUAUCAAUAUUGCUGCGUUGAAUAUUUUUCCAGGGAAUACGUAUACGUAUCUUGCUGCAGAUAAGAUGGCUGAAGAUGAUGAAAUUGAUCCUUCCAUUACAAACAGAUAUCCUAAUGAGUUUUUAAAUUCAUUGGAUCCUCCUGGGCUACCAACUUUUAAGGUAGAGUUGAAAGUGGGUUGUCCUAUAAUGUUAUUAAAAAACAUUGCACCGAAAGAUGGACUGUGUAAUGGCACAAGAUUGAUGGUAUCAAGGUGCGACACUCGCAUAAUUGAAGCUCGAAUCCUAACUGGAGAGAAGUUUGGCAAUUUGGCAUUUAUACCAAGGAUAUCAUUGACUCCGUCUUCUGCAGAAAUGCCUUUCCGAAUGACAAGACGUCAAUUUCCAAUUCGAUUGGCUUACGCUUUGACCAUUAACAAAUCUCAAGGACAAUCUGUGAAAUUUGUUGGGGUUGAUUUGCGUACACCUGUUUUUAGUCAUGGGCAACUAUACGUGGCAUUAUCCAGAUGCACAUCUUUCGAUCGUAUAAGUAUCCUCCUCCCUAAUGAUGAGCCAGAUUCCACUACAAAUAUUGUUUAUCCUGAAGUUUUGUUAUGA
Molecule: messenger RNA, 1356 nt
Organism: Camellia sinensis
Lineage: Eukaryota; Viridiplantae; Streptophyta; Magnoliopsida; Ericales; Theaceae
Source: RefSeq, a predicted model, not a curated record